AAGGUAAUUGAAAUCAUCCUAAAGCUCCUUUUUCAUUAGUCCAGAGAUAGACCCGAUUAUUGCUGACUUAAACAUCGGAGUGUCUACCCCGAGGACCCACUUCGGGGCUUUGCAGGUUCAUCUGAAAUGAAGACGUAGACUGAAGAAGGACCUCUGGUUUGGUGCAAUUACAAAAAGGAGUUGAUGAUUUUUAGUUGCAAUGACUAUACUUUAUCCUGUGGUUUGUCCAAUAGCAACUCCACUUAUUUGCAACAUCCUGCUUCUUUUGACACCAUCGCCUUGGACCCUGACCUGAAACAGAGCAUCAUUGACGAUUUGGAUCGGUUCUUGGCAAGGAGAGAUUAUUACAAGAGGAUUGGGAAGACUUGGAAGAGAGGGUAUUUGUUGUAUGGUCCUCCAGGAACAGGGAAAUCAAGCCUGGUUGCGGCCAUGGCUAAGUACCUGAAAUAUGAUGUGUAUGAUUUGGAGCUUAGCAAUAUUUAUUGCAAUUCACAGCUGAGAAAUGCUUUCCUAAACAUAUAAAUAUAUUUUUUAUUUUAAUGAUAAAUGAGAUUGGAUCUAUUUUGUUGAAGGAAGAUUUUAAUAUUAAUUGGAUAUAAAUUGAGAAAUUCAUC
This is a messenger RNA of Rubroshorea leprosula, 614 nucleotides long. Lineage: Eukaryota; Viridiplantae; Streptophyta; Magnoliopsida; Malvales; Dipterocarpaceae. The record is from the annotation of a GenBank genome assembly.